CAAGGCUGCAGGGCUCAGUGUUUGAACAAGGAAUGAUUCCCAGGUGUACAGAAGAUUGGAUUCGCUCUUAUUUGGGUUGAACACGGUGAAAUGAGAUUUUUAAAGCUCGCGGACUCCAGCUCGCCUUCUGUUGCUCCCGAUCUCGGCGAGAUGGGUGAGUUAUUCCCGUUAGAAAAGAAGGGAAUGGAAAUUUAAGCAAAAAAAAAAUGUCUGAAUAUAUAACUGCUGAGGCUGGGGAUAGGAAUCGCAGGAUGCUGCUGAGCUAGUGAUCUUGGCUCUUAUGUGGAGAUCAGGCCAUAUGUCAGAGAAAUGGUGCAGACCGAAAGCUGUUGACAACUGUUAGAGGCUGUUUUCCUUCCCCCCCUUCUUAGGUUGGUUGUUUUUUCCCUACCAUCCUUUUAAUCAGCCCUAGCCCUGCCUGCCUGCCUGCCUUCAUUUUGCAGAUGGAGAACGUGCCUGUGUAUUAGGAAAACCUUGCCCAACGAAUUGAAGCCCCGGUGAAAAAGGACUCUUUGCAACAACAGGAGGGGAACGCGAGGGAAAAAAGGCUGGGGUCUAGGACUGCCUUCAUUGCUGCCUGAAGGAAGCUGGCACGGUCCAUGGUGCUGAAUCCUGCAUCUCUUCCAACCCUCAUCCUCCAGCCGCCUCACGCUGAGCCCUGGGCACCGGCGGGGCUGCUGCGUUACUGUGGAUGAGAGCAGAACCCCGGUGCGGUGGGUAAGUCGCUGCGCUCCAGCUUCAGCCAGUCAAGGGAAGAAACUGAUCCAUUACGUUGCCUUGAUGACAGCACCACCGACAACAAAACAAACCUAGUGAAUGGCAAGGCUGGGACAGAGGCGGAGGUGGUUUUGAAACAAAGAUGUCACUGGCUGCACACCUACAUGCAGUCUGCUAAUGGAAAGACGCCUGCGAGUGUGGAUCGCUAAUUAGGGGUGGAGGGAUCCCCCCCCCAGACCAGGGAUUGAAAUUAAAACAACACAUUUCUUCCCCACCUCCCCUUCCCGACCCUAACCAUCCAGCCAACCAGCUGAUGCGCUUGUCGGGCUACUGACAAAGAAAAGGCAAGUCAUUGAUUCUUGCAACCAGGAUAGCUGUGACUGCUGCCGUUGAACUUUCCUCUCCAGCCCUGUGCUCUUGGGAUGUUACAGGUCACACGCUGAUAUUAAAGGGACCCUUCUGUCUUCGUCAGCUGGCCAGAUCGAAAGAGCUUGGUGGACCGAUCUUACGGCCAGAGCCUUCAGGACACUGCAAGGGAAGAUUCCUUGCCCUGACCCCCAGACUCCUUCCAUGCCCAUGCAGCGGGGGGCACACACCUCUGUACAGGCACGCCUCUGUUUUUAAGUGGGAAGCUCAGAUUCUUCGCCGGGUCUGCACUUGACAUGCUCUGCGCUGGAAGAGUGGAGCCAUAAGAGAAGGGGGUGAGUCUCCAGGAUUGCCUCCAGGCCAGAACUUCGUAGAGCUUUUCCAGGCUCCGGCGGCUUGGAUGUGAACCCGCCCGAGUUGUUGACAUUGAAGGCAGACGCGCUGUCAAGUGACUCCCAGCAGCUGCUCCUGGAGGUUUCCGCGGGGUCUCGCGUGGAAGGGCUUUGCCUGUUGUGAAGAUGUCCAUGGUGUUGCUGUGAAGCUGAGGUAUGGCUGCGGGAAGGUUACUGCUCUAUGCUGGCCUCUCUCUAGCUUUGUGUGCCCUGGGCAUGCUGGCGGUGGCAAUCUGCUCCGACCACUGGUAUGAAACGGACGCCAGGAAGCACAGAGAGAGGUGCAAAAGCUUCACCACCAGGAGAAACGACCCUGGCUUCAUUUACAACUCCAACAACAACCUGCCUCUGAGGGCCAGCAGAUCUAGGUUGGACCGCUGGGAAGGGAAACUCCUCUUGGCAAGGAACAGGAGGCAGCUCUUUGCAAUGAGCGCCGCCGAUGAGUGCAACAGACAGUACAACUCAACCAACAUGGGGCUCUGGAGGAAAUGCCACAGACUGGGCUUCGACCAAGAGCUGGAGGAGCUGAUUGCCAAAGGAGCAAUUGAUCAGUGCACGUACAUCAAGUACCACUACUCCUCAGCAACAAUUCCCAAGAACCUCACCUACAACAUCACCAAGACAAUCCGCCAGGAUGAGUGGCAUGCCUUGCACCUGCGUAGGAUGACGGCUGGCUUUAUGGGCAUGGCUGUGGCCAUCAUCCUCUUUGGAUGGAUUAUCGGGGUGCUGGGGUGCUGCUGGGAUCGAGGCCUUAUGCAGUAUGUAGCAGGGCUUCUCUUCCUCAUGGGAGGUACCUUCUGCAUCAUUUCACUGUGCACUUGCGUGGCUGGAAUCAACUUCGAGCUCUCCCGCUACCCCCGCUACCUGUACGGACUUCCCGAUGACAUCAGUCAUGGCUAUGGCUGGUCCAUGUUCUGUGCGUGGGGAGGCCUGGGCCUCACUCUUAUAUCGGGCUUCUUCUGCACCCUGGCCCCUUCUGUCCAACCUGUCCCCAGGACCAACUGCCCCAAAUCCAGACCUGAGAAUGGGACAGUGUGCUAAAAUAAAUAAAUAAACAAAUGUGUGUAUAUAUAUAUAUGUAUACACAUACAUACAUAUAUAUAUGUAUAGAUAUAUUUAUCUCAAACUGAUGCCAGUGCCAAGGUAGAGCUCAGUUCAACAUGGCACCUGCAUCUCCACAGGACUUUCUGUUGCUUCGUUCUUUCUCACAGAGAUGGGAAAGCUUUUCUGUAACAUGGCUCUUCCAUCUAACUCUUAACUUCAGUAUCAUAAUGUAAAGGUCAAGUGAAAAUACUGUUGCAUCUAUCUACUGCCACCUGGGGUGGGUGGGGAAGCAGGUUAUAUGGAGGAUGUGAAACCUGAGUCUGUACAGGACGUGGGGAACCAAAAACUAUCAACUGCAAGGCAAGAGGAGAAUACAAGCAACAAGCAAAGAAAUGAAUCAACCAUCUGAGUCACCUCUAGAAUGUAACCUCCUCGAGGCCAUUUUCAAACCCCUAACACCUUUAAAAAAACAAACUGUCCCAUCGUUAUUUUUCUUCCUGCCUAAA
Molecule: messenger RNA, 3025 nt
Organism: Malaclemys terrapin pileata
Lineage: Eukaryota; Metazoa; Chordata; Testudines; Emydidae
Gene: TMEM178B
Product: transmembrane protein 178B
Exons: 4
Coding region: 1632-2516 (294 amino acids)
Cellular component (GO): membrane
Source: RefSeq, a predicted model, not a curated record